Molecule: messenger RNA, 3436 nt
Organism: Ictalurus punctatus (channel catfish)
Lineage: Eukaryota; Metazoa; Chordata; Actinopteri; Siluriformes; Ictaluridae
Gene: gdpd5a
Product: glycerophosphodiester phosphodiesterase domain containing 5a
Exons: 17
Coding region: 390-2150 (586 amino acids)
Biological process (GO): lipid metabolic process; positive regulation of neuron differentiation
Cellular component (GO): plasma membrane
Molecular function (GO): glycerophosphodiester phosphodiesterase activity
Source: RefSeq, a predicted model, not a curated record
GAUAAAUCAUUCGCCUGAGCGCUCUGAGCUGAAUCACACCAUUAUCCCUCCUCCUCCGGGAAAUACACACAAAAACAUCGGAUUUUUAAUGUUGUUCGGUCAUUAAAAGAAACAAAAAAACAAAUAGGACCAGCGAACACGGGUUGUUUACUGAAAACAGCACUGAAGAUUUAUUUAUAAAAGAAAGAGAGAAGAACAGAAAUCAAAAGAAAGUGACUGCAUUAGACUUUUGGGUGAAGAUGAAUACCGUUAGAGAAGUGUGAACUAAAAGCAAACUUACCUGCGCCGUUCACCUUGUGAGGACAGAAGGAGGAUUAAAGCAGCUGUAGAGGCUUCCCGACACCCAGUGGGAUGUGAGCGGAUCGGUGGCGGGCCGAGUGUGAAGGAGCAUGGUGAAACACCAACCCUUACAGGUCUAUGAGAGACAGCUGUGCUUGUCCUGCCUGACCGGGAUCUACGGGUGCCGCUGGAAACGCUACCAGCGCUCUCACGAUGACAGCUCCAAGUGGGAGUGCUCCUGGUUCCUCAUCCUGUGCUCCUCGUUUCUCCUCCUCCUCGUCUGGUCUUACUUCUGGUGGGAGGCUCACAACGACUACAACGAGUUUAACUGGCUGUUAUAUAACCGGUCAGGGGAGUGGAGCGAUGGUACCGUCCCCAUUCUCGCCAGCACGCUCGUGGGAUUCUCUUACACUGCAUUUUUAAUGAUAUUGGGCCUUUGCCAUAUCGCACUGGGACAGCAGCUCAAUCUCUACUGGGUUCAUAAGAUUGGCGUGCUGGCCGUCCUGCUCAUCACCGUCACAGGCGUGGUGUCCAUCGACGACUUAUGGCGGGACGAAUGGGACAUCAUCCUCAUCUCGCUGCAGUCGACUGGACCCUUCCUGCACCUUGGGGCCGUGGCUGCCAUGACGGCGUUGGGGUGGAUUGUCGCAGGUCAGGUCGUGCGUGGAGAAAGAACGAGAUUUCAGGUACUGCUGCUCCUGCUGUAUGUGUGUGUUCUCCUGGCUCUCUAUCUGACUCCCCUCACCAUCUCCUCCCCCUGCAUCAUGGACCGAUCGAACCUGAAGCCACAGCCCACCAUCAUCAGCCGCCGAGGAGCUCCGAUGCUCGCUCCGGAAAACACCGUCAUGUCCUUCAACAAAGCCUUGCAGCAGAAAGUCAGCGGCUUCGAGGCUGACGUCACCAUCAGUGCAGACGGAGUGGCCUUCCUGAUGCGUGACCAUACGCUGCACCGCACCACAGACGUGGACCGGGUCUUUCCUCGGCGGCAACACGAAGACGCCUCACUCUUCACCUGGCCGGAGAUACGCUCUCUAAACGCUGGCCUGUGGUUUCUCAAGGAUGACCCUUACUGGACGGCCCAGUUCAUGUCUGUGAAGGAGCGAGGCCGAGCAGCCAAUCAGACGGUGUGUAGUCUGGUGGAACUGCUGCGUCUGGCGGUAAAGACGAACCGCACAGUGAUGUUGAGCCUGCGCAGUCCUCCACCUCAACACCCACGACACGAGCUCUGGAUCAGCGAUGCCCUAAAGGCCGUGCAGCGCUCCGGCAUCCAGUCUGAACAGGUGAUGUGGAUGAAAGACUGGUACAGGAAGAAGGUGCGAUCCGCUGUGCCCAGGCCGGAGCAGACGGACGAGAAGCUUUCUGCGGAGGAGUUUAAAGAAAGGGGAAUCCGUACAGUGAGCUUACACUACAGCCAAGCAACAGAACCAGAAAUCAGACGCUUCAGAGGCAGCAACGUGAGCGUGAACGUGUACCCGGUGAACGAGCCGUGGCUCUACUCGGUGUUGUGGUGCAGCGGCGUUGAUUCCGUCUCGUCCGACGCCCCUCACGUCCUCCGCAAAGUGCCUCGGCCCAUCUGGUUAAUGAGUCCAGACGAAUACUGCUUGAUAUGGGUCAUGGCUGAUGUAAUAUCCGCAGCAGUCGUCAUAGGAAUGUUUAUAUUUCAGAGGUGGAGGAUGAGCGGGAUGCGCAGCUACAACCCGGAGCAGAUCAUGCUCAGCGCCGUGGUGCGCAGAUCCAGCCGUGACGUCAGCAUCAUGAAGGAGAAACUCAUCUUCUCAGAAAUAAACAACGGAGUCAGUAGCACAGACGAGCUGCCUCUCUACACGGAGCACGGAUACGAAGGAUACGCGCGCGACACCAUUUCCCGCUGAGCCGGAUAUCAUUUGGAGCGCGUCUUGAAAUGUUUUUCCUGGACUCUGGGAAAGUGCGUUGUUUCUUUUGGACUGAACUGCCGUGCCGCCGCCGCCGCCGCCGAAGAGCGUCCGUGAUUUGGGUCUUCAAGUGGAGCUUGUGGAGCUCUGAAUUGCACAGCUCGGUGUGAUGGGAUUUGUAUCGAUUAUUUAUAUAAAGGACCUUCACUCUGAUGCCUUAUGCUCUGUAUUAAAGCGGCUAUAAGAAGAAAAAGUUGCUGCAGCAGUAGUGUGUAUAGUUGAUGGAAUAUGAUGGAAUGUACCAUUUACUGAACGAAUUACCAUACUGCGAGUGGCUUAUUAUUACUGUUCACCAGUUUUUGCAAAUCGGUCGAUUUCUAUGAUCUGUGAUCUUUGGAGGAAGGAGAAUUAUUCGUAUUCCGAAGUAGGUCAGUACCGUGAGUAGAUCGUUUUUGUUUAUAUACAUAUCUUAUCCCGACUGUAGUAUUUUGUGCCGUCUACGCUGCAGUGGUUGAAAUACUGUGGUUCUCAGAGAAAUGAAAUGCCUCUAUGACGUGCAGAUUUGAAUGUAUUUCAUUCGUAGGAAGUGAAUUUAAAAAAAAAAAAAACACAAACAGCAGCAGCAACAAAAAUGAGCCACUGGACAAAAUAAAUAAAGGUAUACUGCAGUGUUGUGUACAUCUUCGUGAUCUUCCUGGAAGACUACGACGUCCCGAUCGAAAGCUGUGAUUAUGGUAUGAUGUUGCGUAGGUGGUUCACUGAGACGGAGAUAUUAUCAUGAAUUCAUACUAAUACAGCACUCAUAUUUUACAUGUUCGGUUACAGUGUUUUCUUUGUAUUUAAGAAAUGGGAUUCUGUGUUAGUAGUCAUAUUUUGUUCAGUAUGGUGGGGCAUUCAUUUUACUGACUCAAUCAUGCUGUUACUUUCACGUUUAACGACAAAAAAAAAGUCACAUACUGCCACUUUAAUCCCGAACUCGGUUAAUCCGUAACGCAGCAAAAGGCACGUCCGCUUUACGGAAGUGGUUUGAAAGGAAGCCCACACUAAAACAAAGCAAUACAUGUAGAACAUAUAUCAGGUUUAUUUAACAUCACUUACAUAUAACAUUCUCUCUCUCACACACACACACUUUACCGUGGAAUGGUGAUUGAGAAUUGAGAUCGAGAUUAAAGCUGCAGUGUGUAACUUGUUGAGAAUGAAAGUAGCAGCAUGAUGUAUUCAUUCCACAGAAAAGAGCAUGUGUGCAAUUUAUGGAAACUCUAAAAUAAACAAAUAAAUAAAUAAAU